CUGGGUCAUCAGGCAUUGGAUCGUCUGGCUCGACAGCGGGCAUCGGGUCACCAGGUAUGACAGCGGGCACCGGGUCAUCAGGUACCGGAUCGUCUGGCUCGACAGCGGGCAUCGGGUCACCAGGCAUGACAGCGGGCACUGGGUCAUCAGGCAUUGGAUCGUCUGGCUCGACAGCGGGCAUCGGGUCACCAGGUAUGACAGCGGGCACUGGGUCAUCAGGCGUGAUAGGAUCAUCAGGCUGGAUCAGCUGGGGUAGAGACAUCAGGCUGAAGUGCGGGUGCCGAGGCACCAGGCUGAACCACGGAAGGCAGGUUCUCAGA
Staurois parvus is the source of this 320-nucleotide messenger RNA. Lineage: Eukaryota; Metazoa; Chordata; Amphibia; Anura; Ranidae. The record is from the annotation of a GenBank genome assembly.